This is a messenger RNA of Wyeomyia smithii (pitcher-plant mosquito), 947 nucleotides long. It is a transcript of the gene Naxe, whose product is annotated as NAD(P)H-hydrate epimerase. Gene Ontology annotation, molecular function: NAD(P)HX epimerase activity. The transcript has 3 exons. Gene Ontology annotation, cellular component: mitochondrion. Bases 67 to 867 code for a protein of 266 amino acids. NCBI's taxonomy places the organism in Eukaryota, Metazoa, Arthropoda, Insecta, Diptera, Culicidae. The record is from RefSeq and is a predicted model, not a curated record.
GUUUUUGACAGCUGAAAUCUGCUUUUUUUAUAUACAAACAAAAACAGCCGGUUUUCGUCGAAAGUUAUGUUUGCUAAAUUUACCAAAACUGCAGCUUGUAUCAUCCCGGUUCUAUUCAAACGUUACACAGCAUCAACUAUCGUUCACUCGAGAACAUUCGCUUCCGUGAGCAAGAUGAAGUUCCUCAACCAGCAAGAGGCGAUUGCCGUGGACGAGGAAUUGUUCAACGAAUACAAGUUCAGCGUCGAUCAGCUGAUGGAACUGGCCGGCCUAAGCUGUGCCCAUGCCAUAAACGAUUGCUAUGGAACCGUUACAAAAAGCAAAAAAGUUCUAGUCUGCUGCGGGCCCGGCAACAACGGUGGAGAUGGACUGGUAGCCGCACGCCAUUUGGUGCUAAUGGACUACGAAUCCUACGUCUACUAUCCCACAAAGCUGUCCAAGGAAUUGUUCGUAAAUUUAAAGCACCAGUGCGAAUCGAUGGGAAUCACGGUUAGCCAAGAAUGUCCCACGCUAGAGUGGGUUGACAACAACUUCGGGCUCGUCGUAGACGCUCUGUUUGGUUUUAGUUUUAAACCUCCGGUAAGGGAAUCCUUUGCUGCCAUCAUGGAUGUGCUCGUACAGACUAAGGUUCCUAUUGUCAGUAUCGACAUCCCAAGUGGCUGGCAUGUUGAAAACGGACCACAAACUGAACGGAACAUAAAGCCAGACUGUUUGAUUUCACUGACCGCACCCAAGCUGUGUGCAAAGCAUCUUGGUAACGCCAAACAUUAUCUUGGGGGACGAUUCGUCCCCCAGAAAUUGCAAAGCAAAUACACAAUGGAUCUUCCAUCGUACACAGGAAACGAUCUGUUCGUUAAACUAUCGUGAUUGUAACCGCUCUUGUUGAAAAUAGUUUUAUUACCGGAAAAAAUAUUCUUUGUUCAAAAAUACAACAUGCCUAAAUUCAA